Molecule: messenger RNA, 993 nt
Organism: Antechinus flavipes (yellow-footed antechinus)
Lineage: Eukaryota; Metazoa; Chordata; Mammalia; Dasyuromorphia; Dasyuridae
Product: olfactory receptor 1361-like
Exons: 1
Coding region: 1-993 (330 amino acids)
Biological process (GO): G protein-coupled receptor signaling pathway
Cellular component (GO): membrane
Molecular function (GO): G protein-coupled receptor activity; olfactory receptor activity
Source: RefSeq, a predicted model, not a curated record
AUGGAUACUAGGAACUGGACAGAAGUAACUGAAUUCCUUCUCCUGGGGCUAUCUAGUCGUCCAGAGAUGCAGCCAAUCAUCUUUGGAGUUAUCCUCUCCAUGUACUUGAUAGCAGUGACAGGUAACACCAUGUUAAUCAUUGUUGCCCGCACAGACCCCAAACUACAGGCACCUAUGUACUUCCUGCUCAGCCAGCUCUCCUUAGUUGACAUCUUAUUGACCACUAUUAUUGUCCCCCAGAUGCUAGUGCACACAAUGACAGGAAUCCAGACCAUCUCCUUCAAGAACUGCAUAACGCAGCUUUUCUUCUUUAUGGCCAUAGGAAGUAUGGAAGGUCACCUGUUGGCUGCCAUGGCAUAUGAUCGCUAUGUGGCCAUCUGUAAACCCCUGCACCAUUCUACCAUUGUCACCCGCAGCCUCUGCCUCCGCAUCACCUCAACUUCAUUUGUGGUGGUCAGCCUCAACAGUCUUCUCUACAGUGUGCUGGCUGCCCGGCUAACUUUUUGUGGCAACCAGAUUACACAUUUUUUCUGUGACAUCACACCAUUACUCAAACUCUCCUGCACUCGACCUGUGGUCAAUGAGAUGCUGAUCUUCACUGAAGGUGCAGCCAUUAUUUUAAGUCCCUUUUUCUUUAUCUUAGCCUCCUAUGUCCGUAUUGGGAUUGCUGUAGCUCGCCUACACUCAGCUGCUGCCCUGAAAAAGGCCAUAUCCACCUGUAGCUCCCACAUUCUGGUGGUGCUGCUCCUAUAUGGCUCAGUAAUCCGUAUGUACCAACGGCCAUCUUCUAGUUAUGACCUGGACCAGGACAGACAAGUGGCCAUAUUCUACACUGUGGUCACACCCAUGCUAAACCCAAUGAUCUACAGUUUAAGGAACCAGGAAGUGAAGGAUGCUCUGUGUAGGCUCUGGAAGAAGAUACGGAAUAUUUGUUAUUCUGGUGACUUCCAACCUGCCCCUCAAUCUAGAGUAACCCAGCAUCACAUCUCUUGA